Fusarium redolens is the source of this 2141-nucleotide messenger RNA. RefSeq lists its product as uncharacterized. The transcript has 4 exons. NCBI's taxonomy places the organism in Eukaryota, Fungi, Ascomycota, Sordariomycetes, Hypocreales, Nectriaceae. Bases 58 to 1962 code for a protein of 634 amino acids. The record is from RefSeq and is a predicted model, not a curated record.
CCAUCUGGCUUCUCCUGCCAUAACAUUCUUCAAGAUAUCCCCUGAGCGUAAUCUACCAUGAAGGUCACCUGGAGGCAUGUGCCGCUCUUACUUACUCUUCUCUUCCAGAGUUCGUUUGUCAAAGCGUACAACUGGACUGAGUGCAAGAUAAGGGUCGAGAGAAUCAGAAAUGGAACUCUCGUCCACGACUCGAUUACAAAGGACAACAUCUCACAAUUUCUAUACCAUGGUCCUGUUCCCGGGCUGCAUCCAUCCUUCCAUAGGCCCGACUACCUGUCAUUGACUUUAGAUGGGUGCCGAAAAAUCUGUGGCGAUCCCAUCGACACCUUUGAAGCGCCGCAAGCUCUCAGUGUUGCUGCUACCUGGGUGUUUCCCCUGGCCAUCCUUUUCAGUCUUCCAUGGGAGUCAUUGCAUGAGAAAAAGGUCUCAAAAACUCUGGCGGCGGCUUCAAACUGGCUAGGAUCGCCUCAGACUGCCCUAACUGCAACCAUAUUCAACUUUCGAGGAAUCAGGAAUUGUCAUCGAAGAGUCCGCGGUGUCGGCUUUGACAACUGGAUAACUCGUCACUAUAGCAAUGCCCUCUACGUCCUAAGCGUUCUAAAUCAGUUUGAUGGUCUAGAGACACACGUUCCCUUUAACAACCCUAGAGACAGUCAACCUACCAGAAUGCUCAAUGUCCUUAUUUACGGCCUUUUCCGACCACUCUCAGUCCAAGACGAAUCCGAUGUCAGACACACUCGGCAACUCCUCUCGGACCUUGCCCACCAACUGCGGAUGUUUCGCCGCAAAGGCGUCAUUCCUACUCUGGCAAGCCUUGGGACUUUUCUUGUCGCUUUUGUUUUCUCCCUUGUCUUAACCUUUGCCGAGCUAGGGGAUGACAAUACACCAUUUGCCCUAUCCUUUGGACUCCUGCUUAGCUGGCUUCCCCCGCUCGUCAUCUUCACCAUCGUCGACAGGAAUCCAAUAUCGGCAGAUCGCUCAGGUGAGCUAAUAUCGCGUUGGCUAUUCAAUGUUGAUGCAGUCAUGAGCUGGGCUAAAGGAGAUAACCCGAGACAAAUUGUUUACCAGCGAGCUGAAGACCCUGAGGAUACACAGACGAUUGACAACAUUAGAUGGUGGCGCCCACAGGGCUUACCAGAAGAGAAUGUGCAAGUCGCUGAGCAACCCCCUCCUCAACUAAACCAGUUCGAAUUGCGGGACUUAGGACGCGCGCAAGUCAACCAUCAGGCUCGGAACGAAGCUCAGGAACAAAACCACCUGUGGAACCACGUUGGGGAAUUUAUUGGACAGGGACGGCAACUCAAGUACUGUGGACUUGUCCAUGCCGUUUUAGUGGCCACAGAUGGCGUAGAGUUUAACCAUCUAGGAGACAAUGAUCUCCUAUUUUAUGCUAGAAAGACAGCCAUAAACCUGAGUCGACGGAAGCCGAGGUCAUGGUAUGUCGUUGCGGUAUUGUCUUUCCUCCUCGUAUGGUGCGAGAUCAUGAUGGCUUUCAUGGUUGCCUUCUGCUCCCCGACAGUUGGCCUAGGAUGCCGAUCGCUGAGCUAUCUGCUCUUUGGUAUUCUAAGUUCGAUCAGCUGGUUUAUUCACCUCUCGAUGGAGCCGUCAAAAUGUGUGAGAUGGAUCUUACAUUUCUCUAACGGUCUGGCUAUUAUCUCUCUUAUUGGGAUAACAGGAGCUCAGCUCACAGGUGUGAUGAACAACUGCUACUGCAAAUCCUCCGCUCUUAGCAUGCCAGGCAUAGGUGGCUAUAUGGACUUUGAGAAUGCGGCAUUUUAUAGAGAUCACUUCAAUUCGGGAUACUACUGGGGCUUUGCUGCUGUUCUUGGGGGUGCCAUACCCUUGAUUGCGUUCCUAGUGGCACUCUUCUGGUGGGUGAAAUGCAAGCAUCUUUGGAGUGCAAACGAAAAGGGCCAAGGUAAUUUUCACAAUAAUGCUACUGACAGGUUAUGGUUGGGGUAGCUCUAUUGUUUAUGGCGAGAGAUUGUAUCUUGCCUGCCGGGCAGACACUCGUGUUAACGCAAACAAGGAGAACCUAUAAGCUAUUUAUUGGGGCGUACGCAGAAGCCUGGUGCGCUGUAGGCUCUGAGACGCUACCCUGAUAAUUGUCUAAAUGGUUUUUGCAAAGAAUUGAACAGAUA